Messenger RNA from Aspergillus caelatus, 2242 nucleotides. RefSeq names its product anion exchange family protein. The record is from RefSeq and is a predicted model, not a curated record. Gene Ontology annotation, cellular component: fungal-type vacuole; plasma membrane. Gene Ontology annotation, biological process: monoatomic ion homeostasis; borate transport; transmembrane transport. The transcript is spliced from 5 exons. Lineage: Eukaryota; Fungi; Ascomycota; Eurotiomycetes; Eurotiales; Aspergillaceae. Gene Ontology annotation, molecular function: solute:inorganic anion antiporter activity; borate efflux transmembrane transporter activity. Bases 249 to 2087 code for a protein of 612 amino acids.
GCGCUUGUUUAUUUAUUUAUUUAUUAUUAUUAUUUUUUUUUUUCUUAAAGUUAUACUUGUUGCUUCUCAUUUCGCGUGGGAGUGAUUUUGACCAUUCGCUUUCCCAACCGGAACUCUUCUCUCCGACCUAUAAUAUCCAGUUUUUCAGUUCCGAGUGGAGUCUCUAUAAGAACAUCGUUAUUGUUCACUCAUCCAAGCCCUGAAGGGUUAUCUUCACGUUGCACCACGGUCUCGGUGGCCGGAGCAAAAUGGGCGAUCCAAACACUUCACAAGACCCCGAACGCUUGUCGCGACACGCCACUCGUCGGUCUGCUGCAACGUCGGCCACGAAAUCAAGAUGGUGGCGUAUACAUUUCUUCCGUGGCAUGAUCCACGACAUCAAGAGGAGAGCUCCGUUCUUCAUAAGCGAUUGGACCGAUGCUUGGGACUAUCGAGUGGUUCCGGCAACGGUUUAUAUGUUCUUUGCGAACAUCCUGCCGGCCCUGGCCUUCUCACUGGAUAUGUUUGAGAAAACUCACCAGAACUAUGGCGUGAACGAAGUGUUACUUUCAUCAGUGCUUGGGGCAGUUGUUUUCUCAUUAUUCGCUGCACAGCCGCUCGUCAUUGUUGGUGUUACUGGUCCGAUCACAGUCUUCAACUACACGGUUUAUGAUAUCAUAGCACCGCGAGGCACCAAUUACCUGGGCUUCAUGGCAUGGAUAGGAAUUUGGUCCCUGAUUAUGCACUGGAUCAUCGCCAUCACUAACAUGUGUAAUGGAUUGACGUACGUCACCCGUUUCUCAUGCGAUAUUUUCGGUUUCUAUGUCGCGUUUGUCUAUCUCCAGAAGGGUAUCCAGGUUCUCACCCGACAAUGGGGAUCAGAUGGGGAGACAUCCGCAUAUCUCAGCAUCAUGGUCGCAUUGUUAGUUCUCAUGAGUGGCUGGGUCUGCGGUGAAAUCGGCAAAAGCAGCCUCUUCCAUCGUUGGGUUCGGAAGUUCAUCGAAGACUACGGCACCGUACUGACUAUCGUCUUCUUCACGGGUUUUGUUCACUUCGGACAUAUGCGUGAUGUGAGCGUCUCGACUCUUCCGAUCAGUAAAUCCUUCUUCCCCACGGCGGACCGUGGCUGGUUGGUGCGCUUCUGGGAUCUUAGUGUUGGUGAUAUCUUCCUCGCCAUCCCCUUCGCAUUGCUUUUGACCAUCCUGUUUUACUUUGACCACAAUGUCUCCUCUCUCAUUGCACAAGGCAGCGAAUUUCCCCUGCGCAAACCCGCCGGAUUCCACUGGGACAUGUUCCUCCUAGGAAUUACAACAGGAGUAGCAGGAAUCCUGGGCCUCCCAGCCCCGAACGGACUGAUCCCCCAAGCACCAUUCCACACAGCCUCGCUAUGUGUAACCCGACAAGUCGCAGACGAGAACGAAGAAAACAAGGGCAAAGUGGUCCGAGUGAUAGACCACGUCGUCGAACAGCGCUUCAGCAAUCUAGCUCAAGGAAUAAUGACGCUAGGCACCAUGUCCGGACCACUGCUCAUUGUCAUCCAUCUGAUCCCGCAGGGCGUCUUAGCCGGACUCUUCUUCGUCAUGGGCGUUCAAGCACUCGAGGGAAAUGGUAUUACCCAGAAGCUGAUUUUCCUGGCCCAAGAACACGGGUUCACCGCUUCAUCGCAUCCUCUGAAGCGUUUGGAACGACGCUGGUCCAUCUGGCUGUUUGUGGUUGUUGAACUUAUUGGUUUUGGUGGCACCUUUGCCAUCACCCAGACUAUCGCUGCUAUUGGGUUUCCGGUUAUUAUCCUGUUGCUUAUUCCUGUCCGGGCGUUCUUGUUCCCCUGGCUUUUCUCCGCAGAGGAGCUUAACGCUCUGGAUGCUCCCACAGCUAGUCCGUUCACUAUGGAAAGUGUGGGAGGUGUGCAUGGCUACGACGAGGAAUUGCCUAGUCCAGACCCGACGAAUGAGAAAGGUCCCACCGGAGGCGCCAACAACAGCAGCAGUGGGAGACCGGGGAAUUCAUCCCAGGGGCUGGGAGAGAGCGACCUCGAACGAGGCGAUUUCCUUGAGCUACAGGAUGAUUCGGACGCUACACGGAGACGAAAGCAUGACUCAUCUGUAUAAGAGCAUGGGAAGCAUCGAUUUCAAAGCAAUACUAUCUCGGUCCGCACGGAAUAGACUAGACAUCGUUUCCGGACAAUGCAUAUAGAAAAAUCUUACAGGGAUCCCGAAUGGUCAUCACCUGUCUAUAGUUAAUUCAUACUACUUAAUAGAUUCUA